Molecule: messenger RNA, 5165 nt
Organism: Pygocentrus nattereri (red-bellied piranha)
Lineage: Eukaryota; Metazoa; Chordata; Actinopteri; Characiformes; Serrasalmidae
Gene: sec24a
Product: SEC24 homolog A, COPII coat complex component
Exons: 22
Coding region: 324-3545 (1073 amino acids)
Biological process (GO): intracellular protein transport; COPII-coated vesicle cargo loading; endoplasmic reticulum to Golgi vesicle-mediated transport
Cellular component (GO): COPII vesicle coat; endoplasmic reticulum exit site
Molecular function (GO): SNARE binding; zinc ion binding
Source: RefSeq, a predicted model, not a curated record
GCUUGAUGAGGGUACGGUACUGCUGAUCCGCGGAGCUUCCUGUGAGCGAAAUGACCGUUUUUCUCAGGGCACUUACGACGUAGAAGGAACGAGUCCACAACCAUGACAACCUUGUAGAUAAGUUAAACAGUGUUAAGUGUUUUCUGUAGUUUCAUGGCUCCGAGGCAGAAGUAGACCACUUUUAGAGGCGUAUUAUUUCCUGUUUUUACUUAACAGCAACGCGAUUCAUUACGUCGUUGGGUUACUUGUUUAGUUGGUUAAGUUAGCUUCUGAGCUAACGACUCGCCAACGCACCACCUUAAACUUGUUGGAAUUCGUGUCUUAUGAUGUCAAACGGCGGCUUCAGCUCUCGGAAUGGGGCUAGUGGGCCGUCAUAUAUCAAUGGUCCCUUCCAGAAUCCCAUAACAAUUCAUCCUUCAACUCAAGGAUACAUUGUGGCCCAACCAAGCUCCACCAUGACACAGUCUAAAGCUCCAUUGCUGCCUGCCCCAGAUAACUACAAUUUCAAGCUCUGUCAGCAAGCCACACCAGUGAGCCUAUACCAAAGCCCUUCUGCGUCAUCCAUGCCCAUCAGGCCACCAGAAGGAUGUUCGGAGCCCUUUGCACCAUCUCAACCUGCAGCGUGUAACCACAGAAUGCUUUUACUACCCACUUCACAGAGCUCCUCAACCCCUCCAGUGUCUAACAGUUUCUGCCAGAAUCUUCAUCAACCUAUAAGCAGGCAGUAUGAGGGACAUACACACGUGGGCAAUGCAGUAAACCCUAAUCCAGCCCUGGGAUCAAGUCUGACAUCCAUGGCUUACAGUUUGGGAACACCCACACCUCUAUUUUUUGGUAAUGCAUCACAGUCACCUGGACCACCACCAGCCUCUGCGAGUAACCUCCCUGUGCCAGGGCCUAAUGCAGCAAACGCCGUACCUCAAACCUCAAAUCAGCUUGACCGAAAACUUUAUGGCACCCCGCCAGCAGUAGGGUCACCAGCAGACAUGGGAGCUUCACCACCUUUACGUCCUCCUGGCCUUUUAGUCAGUUCUGUUUUGCCACCCCCUCUUGCUGAUCAAAAUGAAGCUGGCCCAUACCCUCCUCAGGCAGGACAGAUGAGCAAGCCAGCUGGCACUGCUUACCCUUCAUUGGAACCUGGUUACCAGGGCAUUGAAGGGAUACCCAAGCCAUUACCUGUGCACCCUCCAACACCGCUGUAUGGCUUCCCACCUCAACAAUACCAGCAGCCUUCUGUAGGUCCAGCCCAACUAAGUCCAUCCUUGUCGGCAUUAAGCCUGCAGUCCCAGACCCCAGAGGCUCUAAGAGUGGUCAACCUCCUGCAGGAACGUAAUAUCUUGCCCCCUGGACCUGUUCCUGCACCAACACCAUGCUUGCCUCAGGACCUGCAAAAACUCAACUGUAGCCCAGAGGUCUUCUGUAGCACACUUACCAGCAUCCCUCAGACACAGGCACUCUUAAAUAAAGCGAAACUGCCCCUUGGUUUGCUCUUGCACCCAUUUAAGGAUCUCUCACAACUACCUGUAGUUAUGUCCAGUAGCAUAGUGCGCUGUCGUUCCUGUAGAACCUAUAUCAAUCCAUUUGUAUCCUUCCUGGAUCAAAGACGGUGGAAGUGCAACUUGUGCUAUCGGGUCAAUGAUGUUCCUGAGGAUUUCAUGUACAAUCCAGUCAGCAGAUCGUAUGGAGAGCCACACAAAAGACCCGAGAUCCAGAAUGCUACUAUUGAAUUUAUUGCUCCCUCCGAAUAUAUGCUGAGACCACCACAACCUGCUGUGUACCUCUUUGUGCUUGAUGUGUCCCACAAUGCUGUGGAAACGGGAUAUCUUGAUGUUGUCUGCCAGUCGCUUCUAGAGAGUCUUAAUUCUCUUCCAGGAGAUACAAGAACAAAGAUUGGUUUCAUCACGUUUGAUAGCAUGAUCCACUUCUACAACCUACAGGAAGGACUGUCCCAGCCACAGAUGCUUAUUGUUUCAGACAUUGAAGAGAUUUUUUUACCCACUCCUGACAGCCUUUUAGUGAAUCUCAAUGAAUGCAAAGAGUUGGUGCGAGACUUGCUGAAAAGUUUACCUCAGAUGUUCACGAAAACAAUGGAGACUCAUUCUGCUCUGGGUCCUGCCCUGCAAGCCUCCUUCAAGUUGAUGUCACCCACUGGCGGGAGAGUAUCUGUCUUUCAGACCCAGCUUCCAUCCUUGGGUGUGGGGGCGCUCAAUUCUAGAGAGGAUCCCAACCAGAGAGCAUCAGCAAAGGAUGUUCAACAUCUCUCACCUGCUACGGAUUUCUAUAAGAAGCUGGCACUUGACUGUUCUGGGCAGCAGGUGGCUGUGGACCUCUUUUUGCUGAGUGGACAAUACUGUGACCUCGCCACUUUAGGAUGUGUAUCCAGAUAUUCAGCAGGAAGCAUUUAUUUCUACCCUUCAUAUCACAGCCAACACAAUCCUGCACAGACAGAACGCUUCCAGAAAGAUCUCAAGAGGUAUCUCACCCGCAAGAUUGGAUUUGAAGCUGUUAUGAGGAUACGCUGUACUAAAGGCUUGUCCAUACAUACCUUCCAUGGAAACUUCUUCGUGCGGUCCACUGACCUCUUGUCUUUACCGAACAUUAACCCUGAUGCUGGCUUUGCUGUGCAGAUGUCCAUUGAAGAGAACCUGGUGGACAUGCAAGUCGUGUCAUUCCAAGCAGCUCUGCUCUACACUUCCAGUAAAGGAGAGAGGAGGAUCCGAGUGCAUACCAUGUGUUUGCCUGUGGUGAACUCUAUGUCAGACAUCUUUGCUGGAGCUGAUGUACAAGCCAUUACUGGCCUGCUGGCUAGUAUGGCUGUGGAUCGCUCAGUGACAGCUAGCCUGAGUGAUGCCCGUGAUGCCAUGACCAAUGCUGCCAUCGACUCACUGAUAUCCUACCGCACCUCUGUGCUUACCAUCCAGCAACCUGGCCUGCUUGCUCCUGCCUGUCUACGCCUGUUCCCCCUCUAUAUCCUGGCCCUGCUCAAACAGAAAGCAUUUCGGACAGGGACCAGCACCCGACUGGAUGAUCGUGUGUUUGCUAUGUGCCAGCUGAAGUACCAGCCACUCAUGUACCUCAUGCUUAUGAUCCACCCUUCCCUUUAUCGACUGGACAAUUUGACUGAUGAGGGGUCGCUGAACAUAAAUGACUGCACCAUCCCUCAGCCAGGAAUGCUGCAGUUGUCUGUAGAGAAACUCAACAGCGAGGGGGCCUUCCUCAUGGAUACAGGCUCAGAGAUGUAUCUCUGGGUGGGAAGAAAUUGCAACCCCACUUUCCUGAAACAAGUGCUGGGAGUCCAGAACUAUGCGACUCUGCCUCUGAACAUGAAUCGGCUACCAGAGUUGGAUACAGCAGAGUCUACCAGAACAAGAGCUUUCAUUAGCUGGCUGAGAGAGCAACGACCUUUCUAUCCACUGUUGCAUAUUGUCAGAGAUGAAAGCCCGCUCAAGGCCAGUUUUAUGCAGAAUAUGAUUGAGGACCGGACUGAGUCUGCCCUGUCGUAUUAUGAGUUCCUGCUUCAUGUACAACAGCAAGUCUCCAAAUAAGCCAGUCAGCUGAUGGAUCAACCAAAUACACUAAACAACUGCAGCAUCCCUAGAGCCUCCUCCAUAUGUAAAUAUACAGCAUACAGCAUCCUCCAUCUGUAAAAAUAGUGUGUCUGUUUCUUUACCACAAUUCCCUGUCUGCUACCUUAAUGUUUUACGUUCAGGAGUGAAGUUUCUUAUCCUAGCCACCCACUUAAAUACAAAGACCCAAAUUCUGUUUUUGUCGUCCACAACGAGCAAAAACGCGAAAUGACAGUAUUUUCAUUAAUGUUAAGUAGCAUUACUAGUGAACAGGGCUGUUUCAGACUACAAGUGGUUUAAGAACUCUCUGAGUUACUACGGGGGGUGGAGUAUGCAUUGUUUUUAAAUUGUUCAAUAUUAUUUGUAAUGAAGCGCAGUGAAUCCAGAGAUUAACACUUUAUAAACAAUUGAUUUAGUGUUUGUUCUUGUUCACGCAUAUAAAGGAAUGUUAUGGGGUGGGUAGGGUGUGUGCCUUCCUCAUGCAGGAUGUCAUUUAGGACCCCCACCCCCCCUAAAUGUUCAGAAAUGGCUCUGUUGACGAAGCACACUCUUGAUUAAAUAAUGCAGUCGUAUGUGUGAAUUAAGUUUUGGGCAAAAAUAUUAGUUAUUUUUGAGGGUGAGAGUUAGAUGCGAGCACAUAUACUAUGUAUCACUUCUUCAAAUCAGUUCAGUUUUCAAACAAAUGCUGGAGCCAUGUGUUCUCCUUUUUGAUCAGUGUGUGAUGCAAGGGUUUCUAAUUUAUUACCUUUCCCUGUAUUGACCAAGGGAAAAAAGUAUUCCUUGACCUAAUAAUUUUUUUUUUUUUUUUUGCUUUAGUUUUUUUCAUUGUUGGUUUUAUUUAAUGACAAUCUCAGUUUAGUUAAGGUCUGUAUUUGCCUUGUUUGGGAACUUCUGUUAAACCUUCAUUACUAUACAGAUGCUAUAAGUGAAUAAACCUUUAAUAGAAUAUGGAGAAAUUCUUUAACACAUUUAUAACAAAGCCAUUGUGAUGUUUUAAUUAUUCUCUAACCUGUAUAUUGAUUAAUUAUACACACAAAUCACAAAUGAAUGCUAAGAACUGUUUAUAGUAUGACCAUAUCCAGAUGUGUUUGCGUCUUUUGUAAAAAUCUGGUCAUUGGCUUAUCAUGUGUAUGAAUUAAGGAUACUGUUCAGUACUAAGCUGAUUACAAAAUCCUUUUCACAUUCUUUUAUUUUUCAUAAAACCUGCAGUGUGAUGUGGAAAAAGCAGUAUAUUAAAAAAUUAUAUUUUCAGCUAAAUCAGUCCAUCCAUAGUAACUCUUAACCUACUGUUAUGAAAGAGCAAUUAUGUAGUUCUGAAUGUUUAAAUAAACUUUCUAUUUUAACUAUUUACACUUAUGAAUAUACAUGUAUGAAUAAAAGAAAUUAUUGAAAGAAAAGUAAUACUGAGCAUUGCUCAAAGCAUAUCACAACUCUUUUAAUGAUUUUUUAACAACCAUGCCCCUUGAAGUUUUUUCAUUUUUUUGGUAUUAUCAAACCAACCUUCUAUAGAAUGAAUACCUGAAAUAGGAUGAUUUGUACAUUGUCUACAGUUUUGUAAAUGUGUAAACAUUUCUUAAAGAAUUAAAUCAGAGUUCUGUA